Capsaspora owczarzaki ATCC 30864 is the source of this 1567-nucleotide messenger RNA. The record is from the annotation of a RefSeq genome assembly. NCBI's taxonomy places the organism in Eukaryota, Filasterea, Ministeriida, Capsasporidae.
AACAAAACGAAGCAGCGGUGGCGAAAUGUCCAAGCGGACAGUGUUCCCCGCGCAAGGCAGCAGUGACGGUGCGACUGCGACCAGCGACAAUCGGUCGCGCUCAGCCUCAUCUCAGGUCUUCCGACUGAUUGGCGAGCGGUCGCAUUUCGAGACAACGGGCGGCAGUGGUGCUGUGGAUGCGGUUGCAGAGCAACUCGACAACGCGCACAUCGACCACCGACCGUCGCAUCACUACCUUGACGCCAUCCCUCCAAGCGUGUGGUUUUCAGACGCCGUAAUCCAGUUCUACAACUGCCGUCUCGUGCGAGACCAAAAACUCGUCCAUGAAGACAUUUACGUCCAACACGGCAAGAUUAUUCUUCCGCAGGCGUGGUUCUUUGACGUCCGAAAGCCGAGCGACAUUCGGAUUGAUUGCCAUGGCAUGAUUCUGGCGCCUGGGUUUAUUGACGUGCAAAUCAACGGCGCGUAUGGCGUGGAUUUCUCGUCCUGCACUGCGCAAGAGAUUGGGCCAGGUCUUGCCAAAGUCGCCAAAGGUCUGACGCGACACGGCGUGACGGCAUUCUGCCCGACAUUUAUCACCUCCGAGCCGAAAACAUACCAUGAACUACUACCCUUGUGCACACGCCAGAAAGGAACGGCGACCACUGGCGCCGAAAUCCUCGGGGCGCAUGUCGAGGGUCCGUUUAUUAGCCACCAAAAGUAUGGAGCACACCCUCCCGAGUUUAUUCGGUCGAUCGGCGGGGGAAUGGCCGAUGUUCUCGAGACAUACGGCUCGGCAUCGAUGGGUAACAUUUCCAUGGUCACGCUGGCACCAGAGCUCGACGGAGCCCUUGACGCCAUCCCCGCGCUUGUUGAGCGAGGGAUUAUUGUAUCUCUUGGCCACUCUUCUGCGGAUAUCGCCAAGGGAGAAGCUGCUGUUGCAAAAGGCGCGUCCAUGAUUACCCACUUGUUCAAUGCCAUGGUUCCGUUUCAUCACCGCGACCCUGGACUGGUCGGGCUCCUGGCCACGCGCCAACGACAAGUGCACUAUGGCUUGAUUGUUGACGGAAUGCACACCCACCCAGCCGCUGUUGCGAUUGCCUACCGCACAAACCGACCCAGUUGCGUGCUAGUGACUGAUGCCAUCGCAGCUAUGGGGCUUCCUCCUGGCGAAUACCACCUCGGUGCGAUGCGAGUUCAGAUUGCAAACAACAAGGCAACUGUGCAUGGCACCGACACGCUCGCUGGAAGCAUCGCCACCAUGGAUCAGUGUGUUAAACUGUUCAAGCAGUUUGCAGAAUCCACCAUUGUCGAGGCCAUCGACGCCGCCACGUUGCAUCCUGCGUUGAUGCUUGGCAUCCAAGACCGCAAAGGCGUUCUCAAGUCCCAGGCAGAUGCUGAUUUUGUGUUUCUCAACGACAAUCUCGAUGUCAAAGCAACGUACAUUGCUGGUAGCUUGGCCUGGUCGUCGGCGUGGUAGUUUUGCUUGACUUGUUGCUGAGGCUUGAUCUUUGUUAUUGAUGUUUGCUUGCUCGAUGACAGAGUGAGCUGGACUGGUUCGUUUUGUGCCAAAUACAGCCCAGUCAUU